CAAGUAGCACUCACGAGCCCCACCUUGAGGGAUGGUUACACUUUGCGUUGUUGAAGGCGCUCUCGGGAAGUGACAUUACUGCGGCUGAGGUGCGCAAGCAUUUCUUCUUGUCGUCUGCAGGACGAGCCACCUCGGUCAACUUCAGCCCGCCGACACAAGAGGAGAGCCGUCUCGUUGGUUGCUAUGAGCUAUCAUCUGUCGACUUCUUUGGGCUCGGGCAAGUGAACCCGCCGGCCUUGGUUGGACGUCUCUUGUACACGCGUGAUGGGACGAUGGCGGCCACCGUGCAACUUCAAGCCUCCGGAGUGUCCACUAGCAGCCGUGCUUGCUACAGUGGCGAGUGGAGAACAAUGGGAGGAGUCAGCGGAUCAUGCAGCCACGUGCUGCAUUGGUGUCGCUGCAAUCUCCACGCGGCUGAGGUCGAGGCUACUGUCGAUGUCUCCGACAAGCCCAGCAACUACUUUGCCACGCGUGUGAGAGCACUUUACCUCGCAGAAGAUGCACACAAUCUGACACUCACAACGGCACAGGGCGCGUCAUUGCAUUGGCAUCGUGCGCCUGAAUGCGGCUGGAGCUCCCCCUUCCAAACUAUUCGUGUCGAUGAACUAUUCGCCGCCGUAGUGGAGGGGGUGCACAAUGUUCCAGCCCAAUCGACGGCACAACGCUUGAACAAGGCGAGCAUGAUCAUGCACGCUGUGAUCGCGGGGUUCAUUGAGCCCGGACUGCCGCGCGAGGGCAGGGACGCGGAGGCGGAGGCGGCGCCGGCGGAGGUUGAGGCGGCCGAGGCGGCCGAGGCGGCGGCAGAGGAGGAGCCCGUCCCAGCGGAUGCGGAGAUUGACACCGCGGGCGGAGCUUGGACUUCGGUGUGGCAAGUAUUGAACCUCGUCUCGCCGCGCAUCAGCCAGUGCUUCGUCGCGGCUCUUUCGGCCACUGAGGACUCGGUGAUCGAGGAGGCGGGCGAGGCGGGCGAGGAGGGCGAGGAGGGCGAGGCGGCGGCAGAGGAGGCGCCCGCCCCGGCGGACGUUUUCAAGCUUGCCACCGCGCCGACGAGCGAGUAGUCGCAGUGACUUGGUCUUGGAUCUCGGUCUCUCCAGGUCGAGCAGGCGCACAAGUGUGCAGUGUCCGGCCCUAUGGGCCCGAUGUCUAGUCGGAGGGUGUUUAUUGGAUAUUGCGUGUGUACUGCAAGCCGCGGCGCCGGGUGACUUGGAUCUUGGUCCCCCCCAAACGAAGAGAUCUCG
This is a messenger RNA of Emiliania huxleyi CCMP1516, 1238 nucleotides long. RefSeq lists its product as hypothetical. NCBI's taxonomy places the organism in Eukaryota, Haptophyta, Isochrysidales, Noelaerhabdaceae. Bases 681 to 1058 code for a protein of 125 amino acids. The record is from RefSeq and is a predicted model, not a curated record. The transcript has a single exon.